CGCGAUAGCCUCUCGUCGCCGGUGCGAAGCCGAGCUGUUGUCGUCGUGGUUGUCGUUUUCGUCGUUCUCGUCGUCGCGUUCAGAGCUGAGCCGUAUUAGCCUGGCGAGCGUGUUAAACGCGAGCGCGAGCUCGUACGGCUCCGAAUCGGACACCUCGGUAGUGGCCGUGCGCCGAGUGGUACAUGCUGUUUGAGAGAGUGACCACAGAAGGAAACGACGAAUACUUGCUGACAAAUACGUUCGGUUUUGAAGAGUCGUCGACGUAGGGGAAGGAAAGUGACAGGAAGAAGGACGGCAGUAUGGCGGGACAAACGAUAAACGACAGGCUACUAGCUGCCAGACACAGCAUCGCUGGGCAAGGGCUCGCUAAGUCCGUAUGCAAAGCGACCACCGAGGAAAUGAUAGGACCCAAAAAGAAACAUCUCGAUUAUCUCAUUCAUUGUACGAACGAGCCAAAUGUUUCGAUACCACAACUCGCUAAUCUUUUGAUAGAACGAUCCCAAAAUACAAAUUGGACGGUCGUUUUUAAAGCUCUUAUAACGGUGCAUCAUAUGCUUUGUUAUGGCAACGAGAGGUUUACACAAUACUUGGCGUCGAGCAACAGCACGUUUCAGCUCAGCAAUUUCCUCGAUAAAAGCGGAGUACAAGCAGGAGCACGCGUCGGUUACGACAUGUCACCGUUUAUCAGACGAUAUGCCAAAUACUUGAACGAGAAGGCUCUUUCAUACAGGACGGUGGCAUUUGAUUUCUGCAAAGUGAAAAGAGGAAAAGAAGAUGGCACGUUGCGUACUAUGAAUGCAGAAAAAUUAUUAAAAACUUUGCCUGUCCUACAAUCACAAUUAGACGCACUUCUCGAAUUUGAUUGUACAGCAAACGAUCUUACAAAUGGUGUUAUAAACAUGGCAUUUAUGCUUCUAUUCCGAGACCUCAUACGUUUGUUUGCCUGUUAUAAUGAUGGAAUUAUUAACCUCUUAGAGAAGUAUUUUGACAUGAAUAAGAAACAAUGUCGAGAUGCUUUGGAAUUGUAUAAAAAGUUUCUCAUAAGAAUGGAUAGGGUUGGUGACUUCUUAAAAGUAGCAGAGGAUGUUGGUAUCGAUAAAGGCGAUAUACCGGAUUUAACAAAGGCACCAAGUAGCUUGUUAGAUGCAUUGGAACAACAUCUUGCAUCAUUAGAAGGGAAAAAGGGCUCUGCUGCAAAUACGCCAACGCAGUCAGCAAGCAAUAGAACGAAUAUAAAGUCGGGAGUGUCCGCCCUGUCUUCCACCAGUACCGCAUUUGGAACGGCAGCUAGUAACGCACGGCUCGAUCAUACUGGAAAUGGACAUAUCGAUGAAGCAUUGAGGCAACAAGCUCUUGCGGAAGAAGAAUCAGCUUUGAAUCAGUACAAGGCAAAAGUGCAAUCACCCCCAGGUGGUCCAAGUACAAAUCCUUUCUUGAGUUCACCUACCAACAAUGCCAAUCAACCAAUAGUUGAUCUAUUUAGUGCAGCACCAUCAACGGAUAGUCAGCCACAAAAAGCAUCCGACGAUUUGCUACAACUGGCAGGAAAUCCUUUCGCAGAUAUGUUUGGCGCGCCACAACAAGCUCCACCUGCACAGUCUGCACAAGUACAAAAUAAUAUGUGGAUGACCAACGGUAAUGGUUUUGCAGCGACACCAGCAAAUAAUAACUUUGUUACAGAUAAUAGCUUUUCCUCUGUUUUUGGAAAUCAGGAUCAACAGUCAACUGGUGCCCCAGGAACAGCCGGAUCCGUACCUAAUCCCUUUAUGUCCGACUUCCCAACCGCCGCUUCCCAAGCUAGCAAUGCAGCCGCUGCUCUAGGGCUGUUCGAUCAAAGCGGCGUUACUGCCGGUAGUAACGUUGGCGAAGCUCAAGCAGCAGCAGCAGCAACAGCAGCAGCAGCAGCGGCGGCAUCACAAAGCGGCGGAGACCUCUUCAGUGCCGGCGGUCAGGCAGAUCUCUUUGGGGGCGACUCUGCAAUGCUCAAGGCCGCAGAUGGGAGCUCUGGGGACGUCGCGGCCGGCGGUGCACAAGUACCGUCGGCCGUUGCGCCCUCGACGGCUCUUACCUCUGGCAAGUCCACUGCCACGCCGCCUCCCAGACCACCGCCUCCCGCGACAGCUACCAAUGGUACACCACGUGCAUUGUCUCCAGCUGUUAGCGGAGCAUCACCUGGUAGGCCAGCCUCGGGGCCUGCUUCAACUGCCGCCAAUGCAGCCCCGAGCAAGAGUGCAUUCGAUGAUCUAAAUGACAGUAUUCGCAUGGCACUGGGUGGGUCUCCGUCGCGACCGGCACCCCUUGCUCAGCACGCUCCUCCUACGCAACAGCAGCAGCAGCAACAGCAGCAGCAGCAGCAACAACAACAACAACAACAGCAACAACAACAACAACAACAACAACAACCAUCGCAACAACCUGUCCAACAGGGCUUCGCCAUGUUCGACAUGGGAAGUAAUAUGGGGGCCACUGGCCACCCGAUGAUGGCCGGUGGCCAGAUGGUUGGUUACGGUGUUCCUCCGUCGUCUCAAGUACCCCCUGUCGGCUAUGGUUCUCCGGCUAAGCAGCCAAUGUCAGCAGCUGGACAGUCGGCAAAUACGGCGGCAGCCAGUGGUAAAGUCCUUACUGGAGAUCUAGAUAGUAGCCUUGCCAGUCUAGCACAGAAUUUGACGAUUAAUAAAAGUACUCAACAGCAAGUUAAGGGAAUGCAAUGGAAUUCUCCAAAAAAUACGGCUAAAACCGGCGGCCCCGCUGGAUGGACACCGCAACCAAUGGCAGCUACUACAGGCGCUGGAUAUCGUCCUAUGGGUCAAGGAAUGACGCAACUUCCUGCUACAACCACGUUGGCCUUUCCCCCACAGACAGCACCAUUGGGUAUGCAAGGUAUGCCAAUGGGCAUGCAAGGUAUGCAAGGUAUGAGGCCGAUGAUGGGUACAAUGCCAGGGCCCGCUGCUGGAGGUGGUGGUAUGAUGGUUGCGGGUGGAGCUGCCCCAAUGAUGAUGCCUAAUACAAAUCCUAUGAUGGGUGCUAAUCUUCAGCAGCAGCAACCACAACCUGCUGCUGCUCAGCCACAAGGCAAUGCUGUUCAACUUGAUCCUUUUGGUGCUCUAUGAAGAGACUAGGAUUUCAAAUGGAAUGAUGGAAAGGAAGCACCGAUUUUGUAAAUAAUGUUUAAAAUAUGCUUAAAAAAUAUGCCCUUCUUCUGAUUGGUAUCGAUCUAGGUUAAAUGCUCUUACCUUGAUCGACCUUCGAACUUCGUUCAAAACCACGUUGUCUCUCACUGUUAAUAUAGUUUAUAUUUAUAUCAUCCUUCUCGCGAUCAUUCGAUCUUAGAUUUGCUAUUUGUAUGUAACAAUUGCCUUGAAGUUUUCCUUGUUAAAUGUAAUAAAAAUUGUUCAAGAUAUGUCAGAUUGAGAGCUAAAAAAUUGCGUUUAGAAUCACACAUACUUAUAUAUGUAUAUGUGCUAUUGUAUAAUCGUAUUUUGAUUCGCAGAUUUCAUAUAUAUAUAUCUACAAGUUAUGGACAAAAUUGCUCUGUGUAUUUUGGAAGCUUUAUAAUAAGUUAUUGCGCUGAAAAGAUGAAGUAUGACUUUUGUCCAAAAAAAUAGAAAGAUUCAAGGAAUUCAGUGUGAUUCUAAACGUUAUUGAAAGAUUAGAUUAGGUACAAUUGGCUGUUGCAUGUGUUUAUCUUACGUGAAAAAGAAGAAAAAAGAAAAAAAAAAAGAAUCCUCGAAGAAAGGCGAUAUUCAAAUAAUAGUUUCACAUCGGGCAUCGAUCUAGCAUAUCCAUAUAACAUCAUUACAAUAUUACUCCUUUUUAAAAAUUUUUUUUUAGAAAUUAUUGGUUUUGGUCCAAGUGGAGGUUCACAAUUAUCCUAUGUUAAAAGUAUUAAAUAAUACUAAUAAUAAUUAAUUAAAUAAAUAAUUAAAAUAAUAAUAAUAAUAAUAAUAAUAAUAAUAAUUAUUAUUAUUAUUAUUAUUGUUAUUAUUAUUAUUAUUAUUACGUAAUGAGAUAUCAGGUGGCGAGAAUAUGCAUAUAUACGUAUGUGCAUGGAAAAAUAAAAAAAAGAAAUUAUUAUAUGUAUAUAUGCGUAUAAAAUAACCACAAUUCUAUCGAGUUUGAGGGAGAUAAAUGAUGAGAACGAAGAAAUGAAGCCGUAUUUCAUAAAUGUUCUCUUUAUUGUAUUAUUUCGAAUAUCUUAAUUAGAUAGUUCAUUAUUAUGUAUACAAGAUUAAUCUUAAUUUAAUUCUUUAGAUAUUAAGAACAUAUAUACACACACACACAACACACACACACAUACACACACAUAUAUAUAUAUAUAUAUAUAU
Messenger RNA from Vespa mandarinia (Asian giant hornet), 4325 nucleotides. RefSeq names its product phosphatidylinositol-binding clathrin assembly protein lap (gene lap). Gene Ontology annotation, cellular component: clathrin-coated vesicle; synaptic vesicle; extrinsic component of presynaptic endocytic zone membrane. Lineage: Eukaryota; Metazoa; Arthropoda; Insecta; Hymenoptera; Vespidae. Gene Ontology annotation, biological process: clathrin coat assembly; clathrin-dependent endocytosis; synaptic vesicle budding from presynaptic endocytic zone membrane. The record is from RefSeq and is a predicted model, not a curated record. Gene Ontology annotation, molecular function: clathrin heavy chain binding; phosphatidylinositol-4,5-bisphosphate binding; SNARE binding.